GACGGCGACGGCGUCGGAACUCGCUGGAAGACUCGGCCCGGGGUUGCUCAACAGUUCGCAAAGUCCGGGCUCGCGGCGGCGCGGCUCCGUCUGCGCCCGGGCGGCGCGGGGGCGCGGGGACCCCGGGCUGCUGCAUCCCGGGGCUGCCCCGGACAUGCCCCGCACCCCCUACCGGACGCCCGCGUGGCUCCAUCCGCUGCGACUCCGGGGGCUCCGGCACUAGAUCGACCCCCGCCCCAACUUCUGACUUUGGGGUCCCCCAGCCUUAGAAGAACAGGCGGCCCGGCUGGGGGAACCCCGGGAAUGGUGUGACGGGGCGGUCAGCUUUGCUGCGCCCCCCAGUCCAGCCACCAGCCGUCUCUGAGCCCUCCAGAAUGUAGCUGUGCUCUCCGCGCCCCCCGGCCUCCAGCCGCAGUCUCCGCGACCUCCCGGCUCCAGUCGCCAACUCUUUGUCCCCCAGGAUCCCGCCGUUGUCUCCGCGUCCGCAGAUUCCAGCCGCCGUCUCUUCGUCCUCCGGAUUCCAGUUUCGCGACCCCCUCCGUUUUCGCACCUCCGGGACUCUAGCAGCGUCUCCGCGACCCCCCAGGAUCCAGCCACUGUACCCGCACCCCUCCAAACCCACAGUCCAGCCGUCGUCUCCACGCUCCUGCAAACCCAGACUCCAGCCGCUGUGUCCGAGUCUCCCUGGAUUUGGCUCUGUCUCCACGUCCCCGAAACCCAGACUCCAGCCGUGAUCUCCGCGCUCCCCGGAAUCCAGCUGUCGCGCCAGUGCCCGCAAGUCAGCAGCACCCCACCGCGCACCUCAAGUCUGGCCGGGCCUCGGCGGGGAGAUGAACGCGCAGCUGGACGGCCUGUCGGUGAGCUCGUCCUCCACCGGCUCGCUGGGCUCGGCGGCCGGGGCGGGCGGCGGCGGGGGCGCGGGGCUGCGGCUGCUGUCUGCCAACGUGCGCCAGCUGCACCAGGCGCUGACGGCGCUGCUGAGCGAGGCGGAGCGGGAGCAGUUCACGCACUGCCUGAACGCAUACCACGCGCGCCGCAACGUCUUCGACCUGGUGCGCACCCUACGCGUCCUGUUGGACAGCCCGGUCAAGCGGCGCCUGCUGCCCAUGCUGCGUCUGGUCAUCCCGCGCUCAGACCAGCUGCUCUUCGACCAGUACACAGCCGAGGGUCUCUACCUGCCUGCCACCACCCCCUACAGGCAGCCUGCGUGGGGCGGCCCCGACGGCGCAGGGCCCGGGGAGGUGCGCCUGGUCAGCCUGCGGCGCGCUAAGGCCCACGAAGGCUUGGGCUUCAGUAUACGAGGGGGCUCCGAACACGGUGUGGGUAUCUACGUUUCGCUGGUGGAGCCGGGCUCCCUGGCUGAGAAAGAAGGGCUGCGGGUCGGGGACCAGAUUCUGCGUGUCAACGAUAAAUCCCUAGCCCGGGUGACCCAUGCGGAGGCAGUCAAGGCUCUGAAGGGCUCCAAGAAGCUGGUGCUGUCUGUGUACUCAGCAGGGCGCAUCCCCGGGGGCUAUGUCACCAACCACAUCUACACCUGGGUGGACCCGCAGGGCCGCAGCAUCUCCCCACCCUCGGGCCCGCCCAACCCCCAUGGCGGCAGCGCCUUGAGACAGCGUGAGGGUGACCAGAGGAGCGGCCUCCGGCUCCUGCAAGGCGGGGACGAGAAAAAGGUGAACCUAGUACUGGGGGAAGGCCGGUCCCUGGGCCUCACCAUCCGUGGGGGCGCUGAGUACGGCCUCGGCAUUUACAUCACUGGUGUGGACCCCGGCUCGGAAGCAGAAAGCAGCGGGCUCAAGGUUGGGGACCAGAUUCUGGAGGUGAACGGGCGGAGCUUCCUCACCAUCCUGCACGACGAGGCGGUCAAGCUGCUCAAGUCAUCUCGGCACCUCAUCUUGACCGUGAGGGACGUCGGGAGGCUGCCACACGCCCGCACCACGGUGGACGAGACCAAGUGGAUCGCCAGUUCCCGGAUUGGGGACAGCACCACCAGCUCGGCAGGGUUCCCUGGGGAUCUCACAACAGAAGGGACAAACAAGCCAGGAUUUUAUAAGGGCCCAGCGGGCUCCCAGGUGACCCUGAGCAGCCUGGGGAACCAGACCCGCGCACUGCUGGAGGAACAGGCCCGGCACCUGCUGACGGAGCAGGAGCGCGCCACCAUGACCUACUACCUGGACGAGUACCGCCGCGGCAGUGUCUCCGUGGAGGCCCUGGUCAUGGCCCUGUUCGAGCUGCUCAACACCCACGCCAAGUUUGCUGUCCUCUCUGAGGUGAGAGGCACCAUCUCCCCACAAGACCUGGAGCGCUUCGACCACCUGGUGCUGAGGCGGGAGAUUGAGUCCAUGAAGGCACGCCAGCCCCCUGGCCCUGGGGCCGGGGACACCUACUCCAUGGUCUCCUACAGCGACACGGGCUCCUCCACAGGCAGCCAUGGCACCUCCACCACCGUCAGCUCGGCCAGGGAGCGGCUGCUGUGGCUUAUAGACCUGAUGGAGAACACUCUCGACCUGGAGGAGACGGGCCAGGCAGUCCAGGGCAGCGUCAACACCCUCCCAGACGUGUCCGUGGACGACGUCAAGUCCAACUCCGAGGGGCUGCCUAACGCCAAGCUGCCGCCUCCCCCACCGCUUCUGGGCCCAGGCCAAGACCGCCCGCUCGGCCAGCCAAGGAGGCCAGGGAGGGAGGACCCCCAGCCUCCUUCCUCCGCGAACCCCCACUCAGGCAUCGUCUUCUCGGCACCCCAGGCCUGCAGCCCGCCGCUGGGCGCUGCACCCACCCCAGGGCCUCCCUCCACCCAGGACUCGCCCUCCUCGCCCAUCUACGCCUCCGUCUCCCCCACCAAGCCCGGCUCCAAGAGGCCGCUGGACGCCCACCUGGCCCUGGUCAACCAGCAGCCCAUCGGCCCCUUUCCUCGGGUCCAGUCACCCCCACAGCUGAAGAGCCCCUCUGCAGAGGCCCCAGCAGCGGGGGGCGGCCUCCCGCCAGCCUCACCCUCGGACCACGCAGACCAGACGAGCGCGAACCAGCACUUCGUCAUGGUGGAGGUGCACCGACCGGACAGCGAGCCCGACGUGAACGAAGUGCGGGCCCUGCCCCAGACGCGCACGGCCUCCACGCUCUCCCAGCUCUCGGACAGUGGGCAGACUCUCAGCGAGGACAGCGGUGUGGAUGCCGGUGAGGUGGAGGCCAGUGCCCCAGGCAGAGGCAGGCAGACCCCCUCCACCAAGAACAAGAGCAGCAAGGAGCCACCUGGGACCCAGAGAGCCACCGGGGGGGCCAACAAACCGCCUGGACUCCUGGAGCCUACGUCCACCCUGGUCCGCGUGAAGAAAAGCGCAGCCACGCUGGGCAUCGCCAUCGAGGGUGGCGCCAAUACGCGCCAGCCCCUGCCUAGGAUUGUCACCAUUCAGCGAGGCGGGUCGGCCCACAACUGUGGACAGCUCAAGGUGGGCCACGUGAUCCUGGAAGUGAACGGGCUGACCCUGCGGGGCAAGGAGCAUCGGGAAGCUGCCCGCAUCAUCGCCGAGGCCUUCAAGACCAAGGACCGUGACUACGUCGACUUCCUGGUCACUGAAUUCAAUGUGAUGCUCUAGGGGCCGAGGCCUACGGGCCCCCCACCACUGCCCAGCCCCUGGUCCCAGUCCCUCCCCUGUCCUCGCACUCUCAGGCUCCUCGAGGGGUUGGAGCUGCCCGGCCAGGGUAGCAGGAAGGCACCCCGACUCCAUCCCGGCCCACUGCACAGAACUGGGAGAAGAGAACCAGGCAAGGCCAACAGAUGGUCAGGUCAGAUCUGUGUGCCGGGGACACAGUAGGCGCUCAAGGCUGGAGGGCUCUGGGAAGGGAAGACGGAAAGAGGAAGGGCAGAGCCUGCUUCCAUGGGCUGGUGGGUUGCAUUCCUGCCCCCAGCCAGCCAGCACCCACCCCCCCAGGUGCCUGAGCCUUUGGAGUGAGGACACAUGAGACUCAUGGACACGGUGUCCUGCCGGGGCAUCUUGCAGGACCUUCAGUGCCACAAACAAGCAUCAAGCUCGCCCCCACUCAACCCCUUCCUCCUGCCUCCUACCCCACAGUAUUUAUUAUUUAUUUCCCUCCCCACACUCGGGGGACCCCACGGCCCCAGCUCCCCCCCCAGCCUGUCCCGGAGGCCUUGCAGAUGACCAGCAGUGUCAGUGUAUUUAUAUACAGAGCUUAUGACUUUAAUUUUUCAAUAAAGAAAUCUGAACAAGGUUA
Messenger RNA from Sciurus carolinensis (gray squirrel), 4227 nucleotides. RefSeq names its product whirlin (gene Whrn). Gene Ontology annotation, molecular function: protein binding. The coding region runs from base 831 to 3590 and encodes 919 amino acids. Gene Ontology annotation, cellular component: plasma membrane; stereocilium tip; stereocilia ankle link complex. The transcript is spliced from 13 exons. Gene Ontology annotation, biological process: sensory perception of sound; auditory receptor cell stereocilium organization. Lineage: Eukaryota; Metazoa; Chordata; Mammalia; Rodentia; Sciuridae. The record is from RefSeq and is a predicted model, not a curated record.